AUGUGGCCCCGCAGGUCCCACUCGACCUCUGCUUCUGGCCCUCCGUCCGAGAUCGAAGCCAAAGCCCCUUCUGCGACUGUCGCUUCAGCGGAGCAUGACCGUGCGUUGAUUGAUCGCCUGCCCGAACCCCUCCGCGAGCCUUUCGAGUUUACCUGGAAGAGUACUGGCCUUCGCCUUUAUCUCCUCAAGGAACUGUCUGAGUACGACGAUUUCAACGAGGUCAAAAUCAACUCGGUGAACCGUUUGCUCGAUGUUUUCGCGGAUGUUCCUCAAUUAGAUAUCAAGAAGCGAUGCCUUGAGCUGAGGAACGAGGUGACCGACAAAUCCUUGGUGGUCGAUGACCCGCAGAUGGCCAACUCCAUGAUUGGAUGGAUUCAAGAGUGGGAGGGACAGCUAGUCCACACGUUCCCCACCAAUGUUCGCGAGCUGAAGCCUGCCCCGGGCCAACAACGAGCCCGGGAAGAUUGGCCUGUGCCUGUCGACCCUGUCUACGCACGCCACAAUACGACCAAGGAGAUUCUGACUGAAAUUCACGAAUCAAUUUUCGGCCCCAACCGCUCCUAUCGCUCCACAUUCAGCGGUUUGCAAGUCGCCACCAUGCGCGGCAUGGGCAAAACAACCUACGGCGCGAACAUUAUCACGCACCUCCUCAAGGCUCUCGAGCAUCCAGCAGCAGAUCUCGGCUUUUCAGAGGAGCGCAGGUCAUUGUUGACGAAUCUGCUCACCCAUCGUACGCAGACCGUCUUCAUUGAUUUCAACGGUCGAGGCGACGGUCUCGAACCUGAAGAUAACUUUCGCAAGCACAUCUGGCUUGCCAAACGUCUUGCUGCUCGCGGCCUGCUGGACCUCCCUAUCCACAAAUGUCGUGAUCAGCUGAGUCGACUGACCUACCUCUUAGUCUCAGAAGUCAUCCACGAGCUCUGGCGACGCUUGCGCGAGCGCCAGCAGAUUCCUGACGAUGAACACGCCCUUCUGAUCAUCCACAUCGACGAGUAUCAGCUUGCCCACCGCUUCCUUGCUGAGCAAACAAAUGCGGAGGCCGCCACCGGCACGCUGGCCAGUGUUUUGAGCGAGAUUCUUAACUGCAACUUUGACUCGAAGAAGAACACUGUGGUGAAAACGUGGGAAUCCGAGGAACCUCCGAUUCAGCCUCACGCGCAGUGGCGGAACACACGAGAGUUUCUUCAGUUUGUUCACGAUGUUGGCGGUUCUCCAAAGCUUCUUUCAAGUCUUUCGUCUCAUCCUGAGCUCGCACUUGCGCCAAACGAUCACACCAUUGUCACGGUUUUGGAUCACUUCGCAAAGCGACUCGCGACCGUCCCGCUCGAUUUAGUCGGUGACGAGCAAGACGCCUUAGCGCUUGCCGAUCUCGUGCUGACUCAGCGGCCUGUUGUGCCAUCGACACUAGUUGGUCAGUUCACGGUUGAACAGCUCGCCUACCACGGCAUGCUGUCUCUCGCUCCAACGGCCCAUGGUAUGGUCGUGGUCGGCUGUCCUAUUCAUUACAUGCACGCCCUGCUCAACCGGAACUUUGCAACGACCCGCGCGUCUGCAUUGUCUUUGUUCCGGCUCCCUUUCAACGAUGCUGGAGACAGGGAUAUUUUCGAAACCGCGGCGCACUUGUCGUUGACGGCACAGCUCCGCUUGCUCGGUAAAAGUGGUUCGUCUCCCGAUGUUGCCAGCCUUCUACGCAUCAAUUUCUUGAAUUCGCAACCAACUCCUGAUUUUCGCGGCUUUAUUCACCCGAACGCAAUUUUCCACGCCUUCUCCCCGUCUGCUUCUUACGUGCCGAUCAUCGAGGACACGCAGAUCCUGUCCAACCGUCGCUCGACCUUCAACUUCUUCACUCGUCGGGUUCAAGGAAGAAGCCCCUGGUCCCGCGAGCAAGAGGAUUUAGGUUGCAUGGCCUCCUGUGUUGACGCCCCAGCAAACGGCAUUCCGGUAGUUCAGAUAGCGAAAAACACUUACGGAGUCGACAUGUGGGUCGUUCUUCCCGCUCAGCGCAAAUUGUACGCAAAGACGAAACCCGUGUUGCUUCUCUUCCAAUUCAAGCAUCGUCAAGUCGUGAGUCAAAACGAAACUUUCAGCACUCUCCAGAGCAGGAUCAAAACGACUCUAGAGAAGGUGACCGCAGGUGUUACAGACCCGCAGACCGGCGAGACCGUCUGCGACGUGCUGAUGGUUGUGAUGGUGACUGGUACCGCCAGUACACGCCCGAACGAAGCCACUCGUCUUGCGGCAGAUCGAAAAUGGGCCAAAGCACUGGCAACGUUUAACAAGGAACCCGACCCUCGUGUGAUUGUUCUCAUGGACGAGGAUGUGCGCCGAGUUGUGCCUUUCAUGUGGUCGCGCUUUCCCGACACUGGUGACUGGGUCGUGCCGAGCAAAGCCGAUGCGUCCCGCCAGGCUGACGAUUUGUCCAUCUAG
Messenger RNA from Capsaspora owczarzaki ATCC 30864, 2427 nucleotides. RefSeq lists its product as hypothetical. The record is from RefSeq and is a predicted model, not a curated record. NCBI's taxonomy places the organism in Eukaryota, Filasterea, Ministeriida, Capsasporidae. Bases 1 to 2427 code for a protein of 808 amino acids. The transcript is spliced from 5 exons.